AUGGAGUGGCCAGAUGCCAGAUGCCAGAUGCCAGAUCCCAGAUGCCAGAUGCCAGAUCCCAGAUCCCAGAUCCCAGAUCCCAGAUCCCAGAUCCCAGAUGCCAGAUCCCAGAUGCCAGAUCCCAGAUCCCAGAUCCCAGCUCGCAGCUCCCUACACCAGUCCCCCGUCAUCACGGCAGACUUGAUCGCUUCUGCGCCCCUUCUUCCCUUCCCCAUUGGGACACGCACGGAGCUGGGAGCUCGCAGACUUCAAGCUAGAGCUAGAAAUGCCGCCUCCUUCUUCUUCUUAGGGAGCGGACUCAAACGGGACGCGCUAGACGUCGGCGGAAACCGCGUAGCUUUCUGCGAGCUCGUGGCGCUCGAGGAUCCGUCAACGGCGCCGUGGACUCCUGGAGCGCUAGCCCAGGGCUCGAGAUACCGGACUGGUUGCUGUGGAACCUUCGACGAGGAUGGGAGAGGAGAGGGACCGAGGGGGUAA
Messenger RNA from Drepanopeziza brunnea f. sp. 'multigermtubi' MB_m1, 477 nucleotides. The record is from RefSeq and is a predicted model, not a curated record. Lineage: Eukaryota; Fungi; Ascomycota; Leotiomycetes; Helotiales; Drepanopezizaceae.